Molecule: messenger RNA, 4008 nt
Organism: Sinocyclocheilus anshuiensis
Lineage: Eukaryota; Metazoa; Chordata; Actinopteri; Cypriniformes; Cyprinidae
Gene: gfpt2
Product: glutamine-fructose-6-phosphate transaminase 2
Exons: 18
Coding region: 71-2257 (728 amino acids)
Biological process (GO): carbohydrate derivative biosynthetic process; protein N-linked glycosylation; UDP-N-acetylglucosamine metabolic process
Molecular function (GO): carbohydrate derivative binding; L-glutamine:D-fructose-6-phosphate transaminase (isomerizing) activity
Source: RefSeq, a predicted model, not a curated record
CUUCUUUUAGUUAGCCUAAGUGGCUCGUCCGAGUCCAUCACUCUGUUAAUAUUGUAUUUAAUGUCUUAAUAUGAUUGAUAUGCUUAAAGUUUUUGUCAUUCAGUCUAUAAAACUUAUUUUUUGGGAGGUUAACUGGGUUGCUUUAAAAUGUCUUAGCAGCAUGCGUCUUCAUACACGAUUAGUACACUCUCCAAGUCUUGUUACCUUGUACCCGGCAGGAAUUUUCGCCUACCUGAAUUACAGAGUGCCACGGACGAGGAGGGAUAUCUUUCAGACCCUCAUAAAGGGACUUCAAAGGCUGGAAUACAGGGGUUAUGACUCUGCAGGUGUUGCAGUAGAUGGCUCAGGGAAAGAUCAUGCUGCUAGUAUCAGCCUCUAUAAGAAGACAGGGAAGGUGAAAGCUCUUGAUGAAGAGAUCUACAAGAACAACGCCAUUGAUUUCGAGGCAGAACUGGACACACACUUUGGCAUUGCACACACUCGCUGGGCCACGCAUGGAGAGCCCAGUCCAGUCAACAGCCACCCUCACCGAUCUGACAAGAACAAUGAAUUUGUUGUCAUCCACAAUGGCAUUAUCACAAAUUACAAGGAGCUGAGGAAGUACCUGGUUUCCAAAGGCUAUGAGUUUGAGUCGGAAACAGACACCGAGGUCAUCCCUAAGUUGAUCAAGUAUCUCUAUGACAACCGCGAGAAUGAGUAUGUGUCCUUCUCCACCCUGGUGGAGCGCGUCAUUAAGCAGCUGGAAGGGGCAUUUGCUCUGGUUUUCAAAAGCAUUCAUUUCCCAGGAGAGGCAGUUGCCACCAGGAGGGGCAGUCCACUGCUCAUCGGCGUGCGCUGUCAGUAUGAGCUUUCCACAGAGCAGAUCCCUGUCCAGUACAACUGUGGUGAUUCCAGGACAAAUGAACAGGAGAAAAACUUACUGAACCGAAGGGGCAGCACCAAUGCCUUACACUCAGUCCAUGACAGACUGGCAGUGGAGUUUUACUUAGCCUCUGAUGCUAGUGCCAUCAUUGAGCACACCAACAAGGUGAUUUAUCUGGAGGACGAUGAUGUCGCCGUGGUGAUGGAGGGGAAGUUGUAUGUGCACCGUAUUAAGCGUAAAGCAGGCGAAGACCCCGUCCGUGUCAUUCAGACCCUACAGAUGGAGCUCCAGCAGAUCAUGAAAGGUAACUUCAAGGCUUUCAUGCAGAAGGAGAUCUUUGAGCAGCCUGAAUCUGUCGUCAACACCAUGAGAGGCAGAAUCUGUUUUGACAGCAACACAGUUAUUCUUGGUGGCCUGUCUGACCAUCUGAAGGAGAUCAAGAGAUGCAGACGCUUGAUCUUGAUUGGCUGUGGAACCAGUUACCAUGCAGGAGUGGCAACACGUCAGAUCCUUGAAGAGUUGACUGAGCUUCCUGUUAUGGUCGAGUUGGCCAGUGAUUUCCUAGACCGCAUCACACCCGUUUUCAGAGAUGAUGUCUGUUUCUUCAUCAGCCAGUCGGGUGAGACGGCAGACACUCUGAUGGCAUUACGCUACUGUAAGCAGCGCGGGGCACUGACUGUGGGAGUCACCAACACUGUUGGCAGCUCCAUCUGCAGGGAGACCGACUGUGGAGUUCACAUCAAUGCUGGGCCUGAGGUUGGAGUUGCCAGCACUAAGGCCUACACUAGUCAGUUUGUGUCUCUGAUCAUGUUUGCCCUGAUGAUGAGUGAAGACAGGCUUUCAAUGCAGCAGAGAAGACUGGAGAUCAUCAACGGCCUCAAAAAACUGCCAGAGCUGAUCAAGGAAGUUCUGGCUCUUGAUGACCAAAUCAAAAGCAUUGCAGAUGAGCUCUACCAUCAGAGGUCUCUAUUAGUCAUGGGUCGAGGCUACAACUACGCCACCUGCCUAGAGGGGGCUCUGAAAAUUAAAGAGAUCACGUACAUGCACUCAGAGGGCAUUAUGGCUGGAGAGUUGAAGCACGGCCCAUUGGCGUUGAUUGACAAGCAUAUGCCUGUCAUCAUGAUCAUCAUGAGAGAUGCUUGCUACAAAAAGUGCCACAAUGCCUUGCAACAGAUCACAGCCAGACAGGGCCGCCCCAUCAUCCUAUGUUGCCAGGAUGACCCAGAGAUCAGUAAAAUGGCAUAUAAGACCAUUGAACUGCCUCAAACAGUGGACUGUCUGCAGGGCAUCCUCAGUGUCAUUCCACUGCAGCUCAUAUCCUUCCAUCUGGCUGUUCUCAGAGGAUAUGAUGUGGACUACCCAAGAAACCUGGCCAAAUCUGUGACCGUCGAGUAACUCCUCCCAGGAAAUGUGAACUAAUCGAAGUUGAAGAGGAGAAUACUGACCACCAAAGUGCAAUUACCAGUGUGUGUGUUUACGUGUGUUUGCAUCUGUGUGAAUGUAGGAGUGUGGGUAUUUAUGAAUUAUGAUCAAAUCCCUAAAGUCCAAGUGCCUCAACAUCCAAGUGCAAAUGAAGGAAACCCUAAACGGUGCCUUACAGCCUUUUCUCUCAGCUCUUAACCGAGCCUGAAGGAUAACAACUAAGUCAAAAGUUUACCUCUGAAAAAAACCGGUGCAAUACAUUAAUCUGCACAAUUAAUCUGUCCCAGAAACUUGCCAUCAAUCACAGGGACCAAAGAUCAUAGUUAUGUUGAGUGGGUAAGGAAGUGAUGCGUAGAUGUGGAAGCACAUGGAUGUGUAAGUAUGAAUUGUUCUAUUACCUAUCGGUUGUAAUGCUAGGAAACACUAUUUGUCAUUAUUGUUAUUACAUUGCACACAUUUCUCUGUACUACAGAAAAUUAUGCCAAAAAUUCAGCUGGAGCUAGCAAGUGUUAAUCACAUGAACUUACAUACAGCGUUCAAUUAUCUUAGUGAAACUAUAAUAUAAAUAACUGGGUUCCACUGGAAAUUUUACUGUACUGUUAGAGUUUACUUUGACUGUGAAGCACUCAUUGUUGGAACAAUCAUUGUGUUAUUAGACAUGCAUUUACAUUUUUUUUAAAUGAAUGAUUUCAAUGAUUGAUAUUUGUAAUCUAUAUUUUGUGCCGAAAUGAGAUUUCAAACCCUCAGCAUAACUUUUUUUUUCUUACUGGGACAAAAUUCUUUGUGACUUUUCCUGGUUGGUUUAAAGCAUAAUUUCAAUGGUAUGCAUUUCCCUAGUUGUCAUAUACAUCCUUUAAAAUCAGUUUUAAAAUCAUAUUUUUAAAGUUAUGGGUUGAGGGUUAUAGCAUGCAGAGCAGCUAUGAAUAAAAAAAUCACUUUAUAUUUCUUAUUAAUUGUUAGUAAAUAAAAUAAUAAAAUAAAAUGAAGUACAACCAGCAACAGUGUCAGUAACUUUAAUCAUUCCAUAUGAUUUUAUUGUCAUGUAUUUAUUUACCCAUUAAUUUCCCUACAGAUGGUAUAGUAAUUUUAUGAUUUUGAUUAUAGAUCUGCAGUGGCCUUGAAAGAUUUGUAAACAAAAAAAGUAAUAAAUACUAUGGAAUAAAACCGACAAGAACCAAAACAAGGAUAGUUUUCAGAGCUGUUGUAUAGACGGCACAUAGGCACUUAAAAUGACAGAAACAUUACGGAUUGGUUGUCCAUUUUGAACAGGCCACUGAUUUUCACACCAUUGUUUUUGGCUUACUUUAAUACAUAUAAUCCGCUCACACUGCCAUCUGCUUGUUAAAAUGAGCUCAGCUGAUUCUUUCUGGAGUUUUACUGGUUGGACGACCGUUAUUUGCCAUGAUGUGUUUAAUUUGGCAGUAAGAAGGACCAAAUCAGGAAAAAUGAAUCAGUUAAUUAACUGAAAAUACUAAUUAAAUAGAUGCACAAAUAACAAUCAGAAUGAAUAUUUUAUAUAGUAUUCAGUUUGAAUAAAUGUAAGCACACUAAGCAUAUGAGGUGGGUUAGAAGUGCUAUAUCAUUUCUAUGAAAGAAUUAUGAGUGCCAAAGUCACAUUGUGAUAAUCAUUAUUCUACUGAGGUACAAUAGUCUAGCCAAGCAUGAGUUAAGAUCUGUCACUCAAUACCUGAUGGUAAUAUAGCUUAUUUAUCUGAAGUCCAGAU